Molecule: messenger RNA, 1401 nt
Organism: Pseudonaja textilis
Lineage: Eukaryota; Metazoa; Chordata; Lepidosauria; Squamata; Elapidae
Gene: NR6A1
Product: nuclear receptor subfamily 6 group A member 1
Biological process (GO): regulation of DNA-templated transcription
Molecular function (GO): zinc ion binding; DNA-binding transcription factor activity; sequence-specific DNA binding
Source: RefSeq, a predicted model, not a curated record
GCCCUUUGCUGCAGAUGUUGAACAGAUGAAUGCGCCUCCUUCUGUGCUCCUCUUGAACGCCAGCAAUGACCGGGUGGACCAGCGCACUUGCCUGAUCUGUGGGGACCGAGCGACGGGCCUGCAUUACGGCAUCAUCUCCUGCGAGGGCUGCAAGGGCUUCUUCAAGCGCAGCAUCUGCAACCGGCGGGUGUACCGAUGCAGCCGCGACAAGAACUGCAUCAUGUCUCGCAAGCAGCGCAACCGGUGCCAGUACUGCCGACUCCUGAAGUGCCUCCAGAUGGGCAUGAACCGGAAAGCCAUCCGUGAAGACGGCAUGCCCGGGGGCCGGAACAAGAGCAUUGGGCCUGUCCAGAUCUCGGAGGAAGAGAUCGAACGGAUCAUGUCCGGCCUGGAGUUUGAAGGAGAGGCCAACAUCUCCUGGUGUAACAACGGAGACAGCGACAACAGCUCGCCGGGCAACGGGGUGUCGGAAAGCAACCAGCCUUCCCCGGUCUCGACUCCGUCUUCGAGGUCCGUGGAGAUGAACGGGUUUACGGUUCUCAGGGAUCAGUACAUGGGCACCCCAGUGUCCGCCCCCUACCAGUACCUGCCGCACCUUCUCAGCUGCCCGACUCACACGGCGCUGAUGCCCCCGCAGCCCCGCAGCCUCGACCCCCAGGCCCACGGGCUCCUCAUCAGCCAGCUGGUGUCCGCGGAGGACUUGGAGCCCUUGGGCACCCCGAUGCUGAUUGAAGACGGGUACCGAGUGACCCAGGCCGAGUUGUUCGCCCUUCUGUGCCGGCUGGCCGAUGAGCUCCUCUUCCGCCAGAUCUCCUGGAUCAAGAAGCUGCCCUUUUUCUGCGAGCUGUCCAUCAAGGACUACACCUGCCUGCUGAGCUCCACCUGGCAGGAGCUAGUUCUCCUCUCCUCCCUCACCGUCUACAGCAAGCAGAUCUUCGGGGACCUGGCGGACGUCACCGCCAAGUAUUCGCCCUCCGACGAUGAGCUCCACAGGUUCAGCGAAGAAGGGAUGGAAGUGAUGGAAAGGCUCAUCUACCUGUACCGCAAGUUCAGCCAGCUGAACGUCAGCAACGAGGAAUACGCCUGCAUGAAGGCCAUCAAUUUCCUCAACCAAGAUAUCCGGGGCCUGACCAAUGCCUCGCAGCUGGAGCAGCUGAACAAGCGAUACUGGUACGUCUGCCAGGACUUCAUGGAGUUCAAAUACCCACACCAGCCAAACCGAUUCCCAGAUCUGAUGAUGUGUCUGCCAGAGAUCCGGUACAUCGCAGGAAAAAUGGUCAACGUCCCCCUGGAGCAGCUCCCGCUCCUCUUUAAGGCCGUCCUGCACUCCUGCAGAGCCUCCAUGAACAAGGAAUGAAGCCGGCUGUGACACCCCUGCAACACUCCCACCCCCCCAACACA